Messenger RNA from Metarhizium album ARSEF 1941, 1926 nucleotides. RefSeq names its product Mitochondrial division protein 1. Bases 1 to 1926 code for a protein of 641 amino acids. Gene Ontology annotation, biological process: protein polyubiquitination. The record is from RefSeq and is a predicted model, not a curated record. Lineage: Eukaryota; Fungi; Ascomycota; Sordariomycetes; Hypocreales; Clavicipitaceae. Gene Ontology annotation, cellular component: SCF ubiquitin ligase complex. Gene Ontology annotation, molecular function: protein binding; ubiquitin-like ligase-substrate adaptor activity. The transcript has 3 exons.
AUGGCCAUUGAUAUUGUGCAGACUCGCGGCUUGGAGGCGUUCGGGCGCAAAGUCACUGCCACGGCCUCCCAUCUCAUGGCCCCUAAUGCCGAGGCCACCACGCAUCAUUACCAGACGGCUAUGAAGCAGGUCCACAAGCAGUUGGCUCGUCCGUCCGUACAGCAGAGCGUCUUUUCUAUGUCCCGAAGAACGCCCACCGAGAUUGUGCGCUCGAAGCUGUCCACCGCCGAGAUUCAGCAUCGCGCCGUAAGUUUUCUGUCCGACGACUUGCUAUCCAACAUCCCCGAGGAUGACAAUACCUACUCGCUGUUUCAAGGCUUCAAGGCCAGCUUCCCCGAGAUGACAGAAGACGGCAAGAAACACCGUCGCCGCGUAUCCAGGGGCAGAAAGUUGCUGCAAGACAGGGAACGAAUCGACUGUUCCGGAUCUGCGGCCAGCUUGUCGCACGUGCAAAAAGAAAAGGCUGCCAUGAUGCAUGAAUUCGAGCUUCUUGGCAUUCGGAAGAGCAUGGCCAGUAGCGAAAUUCGCGAGAUAGACAAUAAAGUCGCAAACCUGCAAGGGAUGCGCAAGAUCAUUUUGGAACGACUUGCAGGAUUGGAGCAAGAAGAGGCGCUUCUGGAACACGACAUCAUCGACGUUGAGGGACGCUUAGAAGUAGCUCAAGCUCUAGCAGACGAGGCCGAGGUCAUUGCACGAAACACCCCGACCAAGGACGAAGUUGAUCUCGUUGGUGAUGCCGAUGAUUACGAUCCCGAAUUCAUGUCACAAUCUGUAUAUGACAGGCUGCCCGGCUCAACAAACAGUACACCAAAGAGACCAAAAAAGGUUCAUCGCCGCAAGUCCAUGCCUAUCCUUCACGAACAUUUCGAGGCCGGAUCCAACAUACGACAGCUUCGCGCGCACAAAGACACCGUAACUGCCCUGGAUUUCGAUGCGCCUUUUGGCGUCAUGGUGACUGCUGCUCUCGACGACACCGUCAAAGUUUGGGAUUUGAACGCUGGACGGUGCAUAGGAGUGUUGGACGGACACGCGGCCUCUGUUCGAGCAUUGCAAGUUGAAGACAACAUUCUCGCCACUGGCUCUGCGGAUGCCACCAUCCGUCUGUGGGAUUUGAGUCGGUCAAGCUACGAUCCCCAUGGAAACAGUUACGGCGAAGAUGGGGACGAGGACGAAGAUGCCAUUGCGUUUGAGAACCCGCACGACCAGCCCAUUGACCCUCCUGAAGACAGCAUGAAGGACUGUGAGUUGUACACGCUGCAAUCCCACGUUGACGAGGUCACAGCGCUGCACUUCAGAGGCGAUGUUCUCGUCUCGGGCUCCGCAGACAAAACCAUUCGACAUUGGGACCUCGAAAAGGGUCGCUGUGUGCAAACGUUGGACGUCAUGUGGGCAGCGGCUCAAGCAUCGGCCGCCUCCAGCAUCGACGGCGGCUGGAGGCCAACCGGCCGCGCGUCAAACAGCUCGGCUGACUUUGUGGGAGCCUUGCAAGUCUUUGAAUCAGCACUAGCAUGCGGAACGGCCGAUGGCAUGGUGCGGCUGUGGGAUCUGCGAAGCGGUCAAGUUCACCGCAGCCUUGUGGGACACACCGGUGCCGUGACAUGUCUCCAAUUUGAUGACGUGCACCUUGUAACUGGAAGUUUGGAUAGAAGCGUCAGGAUAUGGGAUCUCCGCACAGGCGCCAUCUUCGACGCUUACGCAUACGAAAGCCCCAUAACGAGCAUGAUGUUUGAUGCUAGAAGAAUAGUGAGCGCUGCGGGAGAAGACGUGGUCAAAGUGUACGAUAAAGUUGAAGGUAGGCAGUGGGAUUGCGGCGCGGGCAUCACCGAGGAGGGCAAGAAUCCCGGCAUCGUAGAGCAUGUGCGUGUAAGAGACGGUUAUUUGGUUGAAGGCAGGAGAGAUGGCUUUGUAGGUGUAUGGACAUGUUAG